AUGGACCAGCUUCCACAGGAAUUAGUCGAUCGAAUCAGCAGUUAUCUCUCUCCUGAUGGCCUCAAGAAUACACUAUUGCUGUCUCAUGCAUUUCGCUUUUCCGCUGAAAAAUACUCGGGGGCGUUUGCAAGAUUCGCCCAAAUGAAGACACCGCCAAGAAGUUCAUUGACACUUCCUCUGAUCCGCCUUCCUCUUCCUGAAGACAGCGAGCGUCGCGACAACGCGGACCAACUGAGCAAGCAUGACAAGAGUUUCACUCAACAAAUCACGUUUCUGUUCAAGACUAUGAAAACGGUCGAAGAACAUGCAGGAACCCAGAAUAAACCUGGAAUAGUUCGGCUCGCGAUAAGCUCUCCCUGGCGACCGAUUUUUCGCGGACGUUCACUCUUGUAUCAUGAUCACUUGAGCUGGCGCGUCCAUUCGUUGGAACCCGAGGCACUUCCGUUACUCGAAUCGGUUCGUUUCCUGGAGGUAGGAGAUGGCUGGAACGGGUCACUCGGCAGAAGAGCAGAUGAUGCGGAUUAUAAUUGGGCGCGAGUGAAACUGGACUACCGUGUGGUGGUCGAUCUUGUCGUCAAAUUGCCAUAUCUUGAAUACUGGGGUUGUCGAAUUGGAGGCGAUGAAUGGUCGCCGAAGACGGUACAAGAAGCGACAAGAUAUUUCACGCAAGAUUGGGUUGGACCACGUCGGGACACAAGACAGGGUUUUGCAAAAGCUCUCUUGUCUGCACGUCUGCCUGAUUCACUUCGGCGCGUUCGUCUAGACUUUCUCCAUGACCUACACAAUAGCACGCAUAUCGACCAUCUCACGGCACAGCCUGAUCUGGUAAGCCCAGCGGCCAAUGAUCUUUUCAGCACCAGUCUACACCACCUCUCACACCAUCUCCGACGGCUUCACUUGCGUGUACCCGAGGGACAAUGGUAUUUCAUAGGUCCGAACGGCGAAGGGCGCGACACGGCUGCAUUCAAGGUCACUGAUACCUCAUACCCACCCUUGGAAACAACCCCCUAUGACGAAGAAACGGACGGGCAGAUUGAGGAAGAGGGAGACCGGCGAUACAGAGGGGGCCCAAACACCCGCAUCCGCAUCGUGCCGAAAGAUACUACACUACGGCCUUUCCUUGCAGCCUUUGACAAGGCAGUAUCAAACAUGAGGGCUCUCCAAGAAGCAGUGCUCUGGUGCCUUCUUGCGUGGGCGCCUAAUGAUGAAGAUGGUGAAGAAUUAGAGACUGACUGGCUUCUAGAAAACUGUCCAGACGCGGAUAGACUCGCUUGGGGAGUGCAUUGCCAAGCGAAGGAUGAGCCUAAUUUUACUCAGCAGGGUGGAAACCUUCCUACAGAAGUUCCUCUACUCUGGUGGAAAGUCGGCAAGUGGCGUCCGGAUCCCGAGCUUCAUGAGCUUUUUCAGCAGAUCGGACGUACGCCAUGGGGUGACGGUCUGAAAGAACACUGGGAGGAUGAAGAUUAUGGAGAGGGAUUGGUGGAUCGCGAAUACUUUGAGUAUUGUGUACAAGAAGAAGUUGAUAAGGUGGGGCGGAUCCCGCCGCCGAACUAA
Messenger RNA from Macroventuria anomochaeta, 1554 nucleotides. RefSeq lists its product as uncharacterized. The transcript has 3 exons. The coding region runs from base 1 to 1554 and encodes 517 amino acids. The record is from RefSeq and is a predicted model, not a curated record. NCBI's taxonomy places the organism in Eukaryota, Fungi, Ascomycota, Dothideomycetes, Pleosporales, Didymellaceae.